AUGUGUAAAUUUGGCACAACAGAGUAUCAAAAUUAUUUAUCCCAUAUAAGAACAUGCAAACCUGCCAAAAAACAGCUUAGAAACAUCAAAUGUCCGUAUUGCAGAUUAAAAUUGCGGAGGAAUUUGACAUUGCAGUCGCAUGUGUUUUGCAAACACAGGGAGCGAAAUGCUAUUGAAAAAAAGGUGGAGAUUACUUGCAAAAUAUUUACUUGUGACGUCUGUAAGUUUGCCACUGUGAAGCCUUAUACGUUUAACAAACAUAUACAGAACUGUUUCGACCCUAAUGUAAAAGAAAUAAUUUGUCCCUACUGCGAAAUCAAAUUCAAGUCGAAAUAUAGUCUGCAAGGGCAUGUGUUCACCAAACAUAAAGAACAAAAUAGUUUGGAAAAGAAGAUCGAGAUAACUUUUAAAAUAUAUAAUUGUACGAAUUGCGAGUUCACCACGAUGUAUUUACACAUCUUUAGAAAACAUAUUAUUUCCUGUUUGGGUACUCCCGUAAUUGUAGAAGGAUUAAAGUGCUCCCUAUGCCUCUACACAACUAAUAUAGAGCAAGAUUUUAUACUACAUCAUAAACUUCAUAAAGACAGAAAAUGUCCCUACUGUAAUAUACAAUUGAAGACGAACUUGAGCUUACAAGGACACGUCAUUUCCCAGCAUAAGGAACAAAACGACGUUGAAAAGAAAAUUCCUAUGAAUCUUAAAACACACAACUGCCCGAAUUGUUCAUUCGUCACGAUGUUUAAAAAAGUGCAAGAAAGGCAUUUGAAAUCCUGCUCGACGAUCCCCAAAAUCAUCCCUGAUAUAAAAUGUUUGCAAUGCCCUUUUAAAACCAAAAUCAAACAGGAAUAUAUUUUGCACCAUAAAAAACAUAUUGAUGAAAACUUAACGUGCCCUUAUUGCGAAUUGAAAACUGAAAAAGCUCGCGAACUACAACAGCAUGUUUUUUCCAUGCAUAAGCAACAAAAUACAGUUGAAAAUAAGGUCGAGGUUGCCGUCACCUCUUUAAAUUGUAAAAAAUGCUCUUUCAAUACAUUUACUAUGAUAAACAUAAAUGGCUUCAGUAGGGAAUAUCCUAUUGAACCAGAAAAAGAAGUACCCCAAAGCAAGGAGAAUGAAAUACAAAAGAUAUACCAAUGUAAAUUGUGUGAAUUUGGUACAACGGAUAUUCAAAAAUAUCUAUCUCAUACAAUAUUAAGUCAUGGUCCUAGAAUCCAGUCAAGUCAAGCCAAGGAAUAUCCUAUUGAACCAGAAAAAGAAGUACCCCAAAGCAAGGAGAAUGAAAUACAAAAGAAAUACCAUUGUAAAUUGUGUGAAUUUGGUACAACGGAUAUUCAAAAAUAUUUAUCUCAUACAAUAUUAAGUCAUGGUCCCAGAAUCCAGUCAAGUGAAGCCAAGGAAUAUCCUAUUGAACCAGAAAAAGAAGUACCCCAAAGCAAGGAGAAUAAAAUACAAAAGAAAUACCAUUGUAAAUUGUGUGAAUUUGGUACAACGGAUAUUCAAAAAUAUCUAUCUCAUACAAUAUUAAGUCAUGGUUCCAGAACCCAGUCAACAAAAUCUAGCUAUUGUUGUCCAUAUUGUAGCUUUUCAGCCACGAUGAUUUUGUCAUUGGAAGAGCAUGUGUUACGUAAACAUAGGGAACUCAAUGAUAUUAAAAAGGAAGUUAAAUUCACUCACAAAAUAGUAACUUGCAAUAACUGUACAUUCGCAACAGUACAGCCUGAGGCAUACACGCAACAUCUAAAAAAUUGUUUGGGUUCUAAUAUGACAAUUCAAAAAUGUCCUUAUUGUAAUUUUUUUUUUAAAUCGACAGGUUUAGAAAUACACGUGAAUCGUAAACACAAAGAACAAAAUGAUGCUGACAAGAAAAUAGCCAUUACUAAAAAAUAUAAAGAUAUAAAAUGUUUACAAUGUCCUUUUAAGACGAAAUACCAACAAGAAUAUAUUUUGCACCAUAAAAAUCAUCUCGAUGAAAACUUAACAUGCCCGUAUUGCGUCUGUUUUAGGGAAUAUCCUAUUGAACCCGAAAAAGAAGUACCCCAAAGCAAGGAGAAUGAAAUACAAAAGAUAUACCAAUGUAAAUUGUGUGAAUUUGGUACAACGGAUAUUCAAAAAUAUCUAUCUCAUACAAUAUUAAGUCAUGGUCCCAGAAUCCAGUCAAGUCAAGCCAAGGAAUAUCCUAUUGAACCAGAAAAAGAAGUAUCCCAAAGCAAGGAGAAUGAAAUACAAAAGAAAUACCAUUGUAAAUUGUGUGAAUUUGGUACAACGGAUGUUCAAAAAUAUCUAUCUCAUACAAUAUUAAGUCAUGGUCCCAAAACCCAGUCAACAAAAUCUAGCUAUUGUUGUCCAUAUUGUAGCUUUUCAGCCACGAUGAUUUUGUCAUUGGAAGAGCAUGUGUUACGUAAACAUUGGGAACUCAAUGAUAUUAAAAAGGAAGUUAAAUUUACUCACAAAAUAGAAACUUGCAAUAAAUGUACAUUCACAACAGUACAGGCUGAGGCAUACACGCAACAUCUAAAAAAUUGUUUGGGUUCUAAUAUGGCAUUUAAAAAAUGUCCUUAUUGUAAAUUUUUUUUUCAAUCGACAGGUUUACAAACACACGUGAAUCGUAAACACAAAGAACAAAAUGAUGUUGACAAGAAAAUAGCCAUUACUUAUACCAAAUGUCCUUAUUGUGAUAAAAUCGUGCAACAAAAGACAGGCUUACAAAGACACGUGAUCUACAGACACAAGAAACAAAACGACGUAGAAAAGAAAAUUCAUAUAAAUAUUAAAACCCACAAUUGUCCAAAUUGUUCAUUUGUAACAGCGUCUAAAAUAUUGUACGAAAAGCAUUUAAAGUCCCAUACACAAUGUCCUUAUUGUAAUAUACAAGUAAAAACAUGCUUACAAAGUCACGUGCUCUCCAAACACAAAAAACGAAACGACGUUGAAAAGAAAAUUCAUAUAAUUAUUAAAACCCACAAUUGUCCAAAUUGUUCAUUUGUAACAGCGUCUAAAAUAUUGUACGAAAUGCAUUUAAAGUCCUGUUCAACCCCAAAAGUCCUAGAUAUACAAUGUUUGCAAUGUCCUUUUAAGACGAAAAACCAACAAGAAUAUAUUUUGCACCAUAAAAAUCAUCUCGAUGAAAACUUAACAUGCCCGUAUUGUUGCUUGAAAACAACCAAACCUUGUGAACUACAACAGCAUGUUUUUUGCAUGCAUAACCAACAAAAUAUACUUGAAAAGAAAGUCGAAGUUGCCAUCAACUUUUUAAAAUGUAAAAAAUGCUUUUUUAAAACUGUAAGGCACGACCUUUAUGUAACCCAUGUAAAAUUUUGUGAAUAAAGAGUCCUUAUUAUAUUUAGAUGUCAAAUAUUUUAUAUUCUUUAUUAUGA
Molecule: messenger RNA, 3374 nt
Organism: Brassicogethes aeneus
Lineage: Eukaryota; Metazoa; Arthropoda; Insecta; Coleoptera; Nitidulidae
Source: the annotation of a GenBank genome assembly